Molecule: messenger RNA, 862 nt
Organism: Coregonus clupeaformis (lake whitefish)
Lineage: Eukaryota; Metazoa; Chordata; Actinopteri; Salmoniformes; Salmonidae
Exons: 3
Coding region: 115-375 (86 amino acids)
Biological process (GO): intracellular iron ion homeostasis
Cellular component (GO): cytosol; nucleus
Molecular function (GO): 2 iron, 2 sulfur cluster binding
Source: RefSeq, a predicted model, not a curated record
CUCAAUACAUUCACGGUAGUGGACCGCCCUUUCGCUUCGUUAUCUGUGAAACAAAAUAACCCACCGUAACGUUUUGGAUCAUAAAGCAACAACUAAAGUAUUGUUUACAAAAGUAUGUCUGUUACAACAGUUCACAUCCGUGACAAACUAAUCAAGGAAUUCGGAGCGGUGCUUGUGGAUGUUGAAGACACGUCCCCUAACAGAUGUGCUGCCAGCUUCAAAGUUAUAAUAGUGUCUCCCCAGUUUGAGGGGAAACCACUGCUGGCGAGACACAGGAUGGUGAACACCUGCUUGGCUGAAGAGCUGAAAGAGAUCCAUGCCUUUGAACAGAAGACGCUGACACCAGAACAGUGGGAGAAACAGAAAGCACAGUGAUGAAGACACACACUUUGACCAUAUUUACAUUUACUUUACACAUUAUUAUUUGUAAAUAAGCAACAGUUGCUCACACAAUAUUGACUUCCUGACCUAACAUAUAUUUCAUUUCAGUCAAUGAUGCAGACUGAAAUGAAGUAUUAAACAUGAUGACAAGACAAUCCUGGUCCGAAUUCCUUAAUGAUUGAAUGAGUGUACUGAAGCAUAACUUUCAGUUUUGGUUGUGGAGGUAUGUGAUUAUUACUGACAUUAUACCAAGUUGUUAUUAGGAAUGGGACAACGCAUAACACGGAACAGACAGAAAAACUCACAUGAAAUCUAAUCUUAUCACUUAAACAAAUAAUUUCUGUGUUUGUUUGGUCAUAACAAUGAAUGACUUGACUCAAGGAAAUGGCUUUUCAGAUUGGAAAGCCCCAAAUUAAAAUGAUUUCCAAGAAGUUUGAGAUCAAGUGUGUAAAUGAAUAAAAUGGACUGGCACAGCUUUGAA